AUGGAAAGUUGCAGCAGAGGGGGAGGUGGCGGCCGGCCGACAUACUGCGUCACCGGAGCAACAGGUUACAUAGGGUCGUGGCUCGUGAAGUGUCUCCUACGAAAGGGUUAUAGAGUACAUGCCACUGCCCGCAAUCCCGGUCAGCGAUUCUUCACUCUUUUCACUGCUAUUCUUGAUCGAAAACAAAUCCAUUUAUGUACCAUGACUAAAUAUAUAUCUACCAUCUUAUUUUCAUACAUUCCAGAGAAAGCAUUUCAAUUAUUGAAUCAAUGGGAAAGCAAGGACCAGUUGAGACUCUUCAGGGCUGAUCUACAUGAAGAUGGAAGCUUCGAUGAAGCAGUGAAAGGCUGUGACGGUGUAUUUCAUGUUGCGGCAUCAAUGGAAUUUGGGGCUCCAGCUUCAGAAAGUGUUGAUCGCUAUGUUCAAACGCACAUCGUAGAUCCAGCAAUCAAAGGAACACUAAAUGUUCUCAAAUCUUGCUCGAAAACAUCUUCUGUUAAAAGGGUGGUUUUCACGUCAUCAAUCAGCACGAUGACUUCCAAAGACAACUCUGGGAGAUGGGUUCCAAUAGUUGACGAAUCUUGCCAGAUACCUAUUCAACGAGUCCUAGAAACUAAACCAAGUGGCUGGGUAUAUGUACUGUCAAAGCUUUUGACAGAAGAGGCAGCAUUUCAAUUUUCAAAUGAAAAUGGCAUCCAUCUGAUAUCAGUGAUAACACCCACCGUAGCUGGCCCAUUCCUCACCCCAACUGUUCCAGUUAGCAUCCAAGUUCUUUUGUCCCCAAUAACAGGCGAUCCUAGUGUACUGCCAAUAUUAGCUGCUGUGAACUCGAGAAUGGGAUCGAUUGCUUUAGUUCAUAUUGAAGACAUAUGCAGUGCUCACACAUUUCUCAUGGAACAUGCUGAAGCAGAAGCUCGAUAUAUAUGCUGUACUCAAAGUUGCUUAAUGUCCGAGAUUGUCGAGCACCUUAGUUUAGAGUACCCUUCUCUUAGCAUACAAAGGCUUCACGGGGAAGAACUUGAUUCAAUCCCGUCUGAGAUAUCUUCGAAAAAGAUAAAAGACUUGGGAUUCGCUUACAAGUAUGGAAUUAAAGAUAUAAUACACGAGACUAUUGGCAGCUGUCAGCUUGAAGCCGCGUGCCUGAAGCAGCAAGCAGGCAAGCAGCUGUAA
This is a messenger RNA of Fraxinus pennsylvanica, 1170 nucleotides long. NCBI's taxonomy places the organism in Eukaryota, Viridiplantae, Streptophyta, Magnoliopsida, Lamiales, Oleaceae. The record is from the annotation of a GenBank genome assembly.